This is a messenger RNA of Diabrotica virgifera virgifera (western corn rootworm), 2972 nucleotides long. RefSeq names its product zinc finger protein 160-like. NCBI's taxonomy places the organism in Eukaryota, Metazoa, Arthropoda, Insecta, Coleoptera, Chrysomelidae. Bases 12 to 1652 code for a protein of 546 amino acids. The transcript has a single exon. The record is from RefSeq and is a predicted model, not a curated record. Gene Ontology annotation, molecular function: RNA polymerase II cis-regulatory region sequence-specific DNA binding; DNA-binding transcription factor activity. Gene Ontology annotation, biological process: regulation of transcription by RNA polymerase II.
UAAAGAUACAUAUGAGAAUUCACACUGGUGAAAAUCUUUAUAAAUGUGAAAUUUGUAGUAAGCAGUUUACUCAACUAAGUAAUUUAAAGGUGCAUAUGAGAAUUCACAGUGGUGAAAAACCUUAUGAAUGUGAAAUUUGUAGUAAGCAGUUUACUCAACUACGUAAUUUAUAUACACAUAUGAAAUGUCACACAGGUGAAAAACCUUAUAAAUGUGAUAUUUGCUCUAAACAGUUUGCUCAGAAAAUUUCUCUAAAUACGCAUAUGGCAGCUCAUACUGGUGAAAAACCUUAUAAAUGUGAAAUUUGUAGUAAGCUAUUUUCUACAAAAGGUAAUUUAAAGGAGCAUAUGAGAAUUCACAGUGGUGAAAAACCUUAUAAAUGUCAAAUUUGUUCUAAACAGUUUACUCAUAACACUUCUCUAAAUACACAUAUGGCAGUUCAUACUGGUAGAAAACCUUAUAAAUGUGAAAUUUGUAGUAAGCUGUUUACUACAAAAGGUAAUUUAAAGGAGCAUAUGAGAAUUCACAGUGGUGAAAAACCUUAUAAAUGUGAAGUUUGUAGUAAGCUGUUUACUAAAGUAGGUAAUUUAAAUACUCAUAUGAAAUAUCACAGUAGUAAAAAAUUUUAUAAGUGUAAAAUUUGUACUAAGAUGUUUACUACAACAGAUAAUUUAAAGGUGCAUAUGAAAUGUCACACUGGUGAAAAUCCUUAUACAUGCGAAAUGUGCUCUAAGCAAUUCGCUCAGAAAAUUUCUCUAAAUACUCAUAUGGCAGUUCAUACUGGUGAAAAACCUUAUAAUUGUGAAAUUUGUAGUAAGAUGUUUACUACAAAAGGUAAUUUAAAGAUGCAUAUGAAAUGUCACACUGGUGAAAAACCUUAUAAAUGUGAAAUAUGUUCUAAGCAAUUUGCUCAAAAAAUUUCUUUAAAUAAUCAUAUGGCAGUUCAUACUGGUGAAAAACCUUAUAAAUGUGAAAUUUGUUGUAAACAAUUUACUCAGAAAAUUUCUCUAAGUACUCAUAUGAGAGUUCACACUGGUGAAAGACCUUAUAGUUGUGAAAUUUGUAGUAAGCAGUUUAUUACACCAAGUAAUUUAAAGGAUCAUAAUAUGAGAUUUCCCACUGGUGAAAAACCUUAUAAAUGUGAAAUUUGUAAUAAGCUGUUUACUCAAAAAGGUGAUUUAAAUCGUCAUAUGAGAAUUCACAAUGGUGAAAAACCUUAUAAAUGUGAAAUUUGUAGUAAGCAGUUUACUAAACUAUGUAAUUUAAAGGAUCAUAAUAUGAGAUUUCACACUGAUGAAAAACCUUAUAAAUGUGAAAUUUGUAGUAAGCAGUUGAUUAAACUAAAUAGUUUAAAGGAUCAUAUGAGAAUUCAUACUGGUGAAAAACCUUAUAAAUGUGAAAUCUGUAAUAAACAGUUUACUGCAAAACAGAGUUUAAACGAUCAUAUAAGAAUUCAUACUGGUGAAAAAUCUUAUAAAUGUGAAAUUUGUAGUAAGCAGUUUACUCUAAAAAGCAAUUUAAAGGUGCAUAUGAGAAUUCACAGUGGUGAUAAACCUUAUAAAUGUAAAAUUUGUACUAAGAUGUUUACUACAAAAGGUAAUUUAAAUAUGCAUAUAAAAUGUCACACUGGUGAAAAACCUUAUAAAUGUUAAAUACUGAUACCUAAACUCCAAAAUUUCUCAACUGGCUUGUUCGGUUUACACAAUUUUGGUCCUUAAAUCAAAUACUCAAGCGGGCUACUGCAUUCUGUACUGUUUCAGCACAAAAGUCACUGAAAGUCGAAUAAUGUCGAAUGGUACAAUGUUGCCAAAAUUAUCGUUUUUUGUUGGAAAUGAUUUCUUCAACUAAAAAUGCCAAUCUAUUUUGUAUUAUAGUAAUCUAUUAUUAUUAUAGUAAUAUUAUCAUAAUAAUAAUUUAUCUUUUUUUUUUAAUAUAAACAAUACAAAAUAAUAAAUAACCAUAAACUUUAAAAAAAAUAUAUGAAACAUACUAUUAAAAUUUAAGAAAAACAAAUGGGUGCUAUUAUAGUAUGCGGGGUUGUACUAUAGUAUGCGGUCUACCAAGGUAUGCGGUGUAUAAGCCCCAUUAUGUUACAAUGCCGACAAGAAAAUCUUUACAAAGUGAAUAAAACGAAUAUAAGAAUUAUUAUUUUAAUAUUGCAAAUUAAUACUUAAUUAUAAUAAUUAAAUUUGUCGCAUCAAUUUGCUAUUUUAUUUCGGAAUAAGCAAAAUUUGUGGCUUAUUCCCAACUGAACUAGUAAAUUGAUAUGGCAAAGUAUUCAUUUGUAAAAUUAAAACAAUAAUUCUUGUGACUUUUGCGUUUUAUUCACUUUGUAAAGAUUGUUUUUGACGGUACUGUAUACAUGUGCGGUGUCAUAUAAGUAGGUGUAGGUUGUCCAUAAAGACCAAAAUACGAAAACCGAAAAAAGACAGUUGAGAGGUAUAAAUAACAUCAGAUUUUCUAAUUGUGGGAUUUGAUCUCGUGGCUGUUUUAGGUGUUUUGUGGCUUUCCAGAGACUAUAGUUAGUAUCGGCUGAAGGUGAUAAGUUUUGUAGAUAUUCUGCGAGUGGUUUAUUUUUAAGGCUUCUGUUUCUUUUAGCUGUCUUGCAGUUCAAUUGUAUCUUCGUCUAUCAUCCGGAUGCCUUGUUCUUUGCCAAGUGUUCCUUAGUCUUCUCUUUUCGUUAAUCAUCUCCCCUGAUAUUUGAGUGCCGGUUUACUUGUUUUUGUUUUGGUGUUGUGGUGGGGGUUGAUUUCCAUGCUAUCCCUUGGACCAGUGUUGUGAAGUACUCCACCUCCACCGUAUCUUCGAGUAGUACAUUCUUUCACGGUUUUUGCUCUAAAUUUUAAAGAACCCCUUGAAUUGACAUGAAAUUUGGCAUACGCAUAGCUUACAUGUCAUAGAAAAAAAGUGAUAUUGUGCCGAUGUGUGCUUUUGUCCUGGGGGUGACUUUCACCCCCUCUUGAGGGUGAAAA